Messenger RNA from Truncatella angustata, 1650 nucleotides. RefSeq lists its product as uncharacterized. Lineage: Eukaryota; Fungi; Ascomycota; Sordariomycetes; Amphisphaeriales; Sporocadaceae. The record is from RefSeq and is a predicted model, not a curated record. The transcript is spliced from 6 exons. The coding region runs from base 1 to 1407 and encodes 468 amino acids.
AUGCAUGGUAGCACACGAAGUCAUGCAAUGCGCGAGUAUUGGAGGCGUAGGCGAAGAAACGAACAGCAAUCAGCGUCUACUUCCUCCCACGAUUCCGCCGUCAAAGUAGCCAGACAGGACAUUCCUCGUGGUAUUCCAGGACAAAUCCUUGCUGGCAUGGAUCGUCUACUCGCAUGUGGCCGCCUGGACCCAUUCGAUUCAUUUCCUGUGCAGCUUACUCCGGAGCAUCAUAAGCUGAUACAUCAUUGCGUGGCAGUGCACAACUUCCCACGGCCGCUCUACUCAAGGCUUAGCACUUACGCCGGUAUGGUCUUCGGAGCACACCCUACAGACUCGUUCAAUCCUAUGAUUGACGUAUGGUUUCCGUUAGACUUGUCGAAUGCUGCAUCUUUCAAUGCAAUCAUGGCACAUGCGGCAGCCCAUCUCAAUAUGAUGCAGGGGAAGAAACGCUCAACUGAAGCGUUGCGGUUUAAGAAUGAGGCUAUUCGUAUCAUCAGCGACUGGAUGACAGCAUCUUCUGGAUGUCCAAACGAUGAGGUGUUUGCUGCUGUUGUUAGACUGUUGACGUUCGAGAGAUAUUGGGGGGUGGAACACGAGUGGACAGUGCAUCGUCAAGGCCUAGCAAGUAUGACACAAGCUCGAGGUGGCAUCGCUGCGCUGAAAGACAAUUGGAGACUUCAGCUUGUCGUUUAUCUUAUAUCACUCAUGUCCAAACCGUCUUGGUUCGACAGUUCCAAUGAAACCGGCAUCGUAUCAUUGGCAACAAAUUCAACCCCUCUCAUAGGGAGCACCGAAAAUUUGCAUCGAUUACGAUGUCUUUGGCUGUUGUCUUUCGUUCAAGACAUGACAAAUUUUACGAAAAGGCUCCACAUGGUUUCUCCCAAAGGGUUGACACCCCUGAAGAGUGUGGAACGUAGCGUGCAACUUCUACAAAAGUCCAUGUUAGUUUUCAAUGUAUGUUUGGAUGAAAUUCAGCAAGGUGACCUCGCUGCCAAACAGCUUCAAUGUUUAUUUUUCAUAUGCGUGCUGUUGCAAGACAAUCGACAUACUACAGUCGAGGCCAACCUAUCAAGUUCAAACAAGCAUACAUCACGUCUCACCCAAUCAGUUCCUCUCAUAGAACGACUUGAUAUAUUCCUGGAAGAACAUCAGAUCUACUGGGAGCAAUCGGUUGUGCAUCUCCAUCAAUUGCUAUUCGACAAUUAUGUUGACGCCGACCUGGCCAAAAUAGCCGAUUAUGCGAUGCAUAUGACCGAAGUACUUCUCGCAUUAAGUACAGAGGCGCGUUAUGGGGUUCAGGUGUGUUUGGUGAACAUAUUAUUAAGAGACAAUAUUGAGGGCAGAGAUGACUCAUUAUACGGUGACGAAACUCCAGACUCUUUAUUAUCAUCUUUACAUAGAUGGUAAUACGGAGAAUUUCUCAAUUGAUAUAAAUUUAGUCGAUCAUUGCACAACCUAGUGACUGGGCUGGGUAACUUGGGUUUCGAAGCUUAGCCGCGGGAGAGUUGAAAAGACAAAGUGGCAUCAUUAUCGGCACUACUAAUGCUUUAACUACGGUUGGCGGCAACAAGACGGUUGAACCGUGACGAGGUCACGAUAUUACAUGCCCUAUACAUAUCUCUUCUUAUGUUGAUGCAAUGAAUCCAACAC